AUGGCGACCGUCAUCGCGGGUAUCAUGACCGUGACCGUCGAGCUUCGCGAGUCCGCGGACGUUCGCCAGAAGGCGAAGACGUCCGUCCAGCGCGUCGUGGAGAACGUCAUCAACUUCGACGAGUCCAUGAAAUUCAACGUCCCCGCGUCAUACGCCGGCGAGUUCCGCAUACAGCUGUACAAGCAGAAGGAGAGCGUCAUGGGCGGCAAAGCCGUCGUCGCCAACGCGGGCAUCUUCGUCAAGAACAUCGUCGCGCACGUCGUCAACAACGGCGCCAUCGAUAAGACGUUCAAGCUCUUCAGCAAAGACGGCAGCGCGUCCGGGGGUUCCGUGCGGCUGCUCAUCGACUUCGAGCGGUUCCGCGACGCGAUCGUCGUCCCACCGGGCGAGAAGUUCGACAUCGACGCGCACAAGGUGAAAGAGGACGUCGCGGCGACGAAGCUGCAGAGCGCGUGGCGCGGGAAAAAGGCGCGCGACGAGCUUAGGCGCGUUGGGUCGGGCGGGGCGCUCCGGGCGCUGCUCGCGGUCGCGGCGGCGGCGGUCGUGGGCGGGCUCGCGUUCGUCGUCGCGAAGGGCGCGGAGGGCGGCGGGAGCGCGGUCGGGUCGAAGAGCGGCAAGGGGAAGAAGAAGUGA
Molecule: messenger RNA, 633 nt
Organism: Micromonas pusilla CCMP1545
Lineage: Eukaryota; Viridiplantae; Chlorophyta; Mamiellophyceae; Mamiellales; Mamiellaceae
Exons: 3
Coding region: 1-633 (210 amino acids)
Molecular function (GO): protein binding
Source: RefSeq, a predicted model, not a curated record